[Torrubiella] hemipterigena is the source of this 3675-nucleotide messenger RNA. Lineage: Eukaryota; Fungi; Ascomycota; Sordariomycetes; Hypocreales; Clavicipitaceae. The record is from the annotation of a GenBank genome assembly.
AUGAGCGAAGAACCAGACAUCAUCAUGUCAUUACAUCAGAAUGAACCGCAGCGUCUGGAGGCUGGCGAUGGCGGCGUACCAGCACCAGCACCAGCACCAGCACCAUCAUCUAUAGGGAGUAGUAAGCCUCUGCUGUACUACGUGCACCCGUCUAAUGGAAAACAGUCACCGUUAAUCCUGCAAAGCUUUCAAGACGCUCGUUCGCUGCCGCACACGCAGCUCUGGAAGCGCCUUGAGGCCCGGCCGUUGUCCCCAGCGACAGCGUUAGGAAAACUAACUUACUGGAUCAGCGCGCCUAUCCUGAAGCCGGGCAGCAGAGACGUGAAUAUGUCCAACGGCAUUGCUCUUUGCGAGGUAGCACUGAGGUUCUUGGUGUCCAUACCCGUAUCGUGUUGUAUGCUUCAUGGCCUGGAAUUCAUAAGCGCACCUUUCUAUAAAGGGCAUCUUUCGAUGGCUGCCUGGAGUGCUCCACCAAAUGAACAAUACCAGCCUGUACGGCACCUGGGCAUUCACGGAGCGGUUAAAGACGGUGCAGCCGAGGCCUCGCGACGUCUUUACAGAGACAAUAUCGACUUGGACAGUGACAUCUCACGCCCUGAGCCAUCUAACAACGCCGUCAAGGACGACGACCCGCACACCACGACGAUGGAAAAUGACGAUCAAGGUAUCAAGUGCCGUCCACGGCACUUGUGCUACAUCACAGACGUACAGCAAGACGAGCUUAAAACCAUCAAUGUCGCAGUCUUUCUUAAAGAAGAAGGCGCUGAUGUGGACUUGGGAUUUGUGUUUGUCUCGUACACGCGCACACAGUUUUGCGUUGCAACCAAAGACGAGAUCCGCACACGAUAUCCGGACGAGGCUACGCGUAAGGUAUACAGCGACCUCGCAGACAAGGACCGGAAGCAGCUUCUGCAGUGGGGGCUUGACGCGGCAAAGAGGGCAGGCAAGCGAGCGUUUUGGAUUGACUUUGAGUGCGUGGUUGAUCAAGACAACGUCGCGCGCUCCGCAAGCAAGAGCGCCGAUGUCUACCGCAUCUGCGACGUGGUACGCGCUGCGCAUUCUAUGAUUAUUGCGACCGGGCCGCCAGUUGCGGAAAAGGUAGGCGCAAUGCUAGCAGGUCAAGACUACGUGCACGCUGUCUCGCAGCAUCCCGACCCUAAUAAAUGGCUUCGGCAAUGGGGCUCCCGGCUCUGGACUUUACCUGAGCUGCUGCUUUGCCCCCGCGAGCAUGACAUCAAGCUGUACGUCCUUGGCGAGAAAGGGCGCGGCGAGCCGGUUAGCCGGAAGAAACGCAACUUUGCAGAGACGGCUUGGGACGACGCAAGCCUCGUUAAGGAGCUGGUGAACCACUAUGAGGGGUCAGCUAUACUGUCGCCCAUCAACUUUAUAAGCACAGCGCUCGCGUGCUUCUCCGCGCGCCGCACGGACAAGUUUACCUCGGGCGACGUCGUGUAUGCACUGAUGGGCCUCUUUCCCAUCAGCCAGCGGUCAACAAUCCGCCAGAGCGACUCUGGCUUCCAGGCCUUUGCGCGGCUCUCGCUUGACAACGACGGCGGGGAGUUCUUGAACCGCAUGGUUUGCCUGCUUCCGCCGACGCGGCCGAGUGGUGAGCCGUUGGCCUGGUUCGAGAGCGUCAACGAUGUGUGGGACGCCGAGAUUCGCGACGUGCAGCCCAGCAGCCGUGUUGUUGAUGUGGCGGACGACGCACCCGACACCCUCAUCAUGAAUCAAACACCCAGCAUUGCUAUCCGCUGGGACGGCUUUGACGCAAACAGCAUCCGCCUUGCCGAGUUGCCACGGAGUCGAUUUUUAACAGCGCCACUCGUCUGGUUCGGGUUAAUGACCUUGGUGUUGCUGCUCGGCCUAAGUAUAGCAGAACACGAAGCCCGGAUGGAUUGGUCUGCAAUGCGGCGCAGAAGUGCCGUGAUGUUUGCUCUGCCAGCGCUGCUAGCACCCGUCUUGUAUCUUUGGGCGCAGACGAGAUCGUGGCCGCACCAGACAAAGGCAGAUCUGGUAGGGAUAGAGGGCCAUGUCGACGCGGCCACUGUCGAGAAGCACCUUUGGGGAUACAACCACGGCCGGCUUACCCAGGUCGAGUCCGCCCCUAGAGGAAAAUACCGCGACAGUGACAGCGCGGAAGGCGAGCAAGAAGCUAGCUCCUCGCAGCAGCCUGCUGCUGUCCGUCGGUGCGCAGAGGAAUUCAGGUUUACGCUAGUGGACACGCACAUGAUGACCGUCACACACAUUACCACCCGCAAGCCGCCUGUCGCCUUGUUUGUCGUUGGCAGCGAGAGAAACUAUCACCGGGCGAUCCUGUGCUCCUAUGAUUGGCGUGACAACACAUAUGAGCGCGAGACAGCGUUGCGCGUCGAGGCCAGGAUGCUUGAUUACAUGAGGCGCAGCGAUCAAUUUCGGCUGCGGCUGCACUCCUCGGAUGCUGCCAACGCAAGUGACGGAAAUAGCUUUGUCGAGAUGACCAGCCCGACCAAGGUGAUGCACGAAACCGACCAAAGCUGGAGGCGCGAGCUCCUAUUUGCAACUCUUAUUUUGCUGUCGUCAGAAAUGUUCUUCGAUGUUACUAUGGACUUUACAUGUCAUACCUACCCAACUUCGAGCCCUUGGGUUGCUUAUAUCAUUGGGUUUGCAUCGGCGCAAGUCGUUGCGUUUGUACUCAUCAUAUAUUUUCCCCUAACAAGAAUUUUCUCCCAGCUUAUUAUCCUUAAAGGGUAUCUACAUCCUUUGGCGCAUCUUUUCCUCAGCCGUGAUCCCUGUUCGGAGGAUCUUCUCACCCGCCAGGUCAUCACCGGUGUCGUAGAGGGCCUCGUCUUCGCUAUACUCCUCGUCGUCCUCUGGUCGUGGUGGUCGCUCAAGCCUGCCAAGUUCACAGCACGAGUGCUGCUCUUUGCUGCUCUCCGCAUCUUGUUACCAAUGCGGGUCCUCUCCUCCAUGGCCUACUCGCCCAAUGAUAACGAAGCAGAUCCGGCAGACAUUGGCUUUUUAGGUUUCCUUUCUGGUGUCUUGCACAUAUGCGUCGCCACGCUGGGGCGAAAUCGAGUCGGCCGGCCCGAAGAGGUGGGAUGGAUAUCAGCCACAUUGAAGAGGAGACUAACUCCGUCGCUUUCGGGAGCGCAACUUCUGUCUUCGCCGAAGAAUCAAAUUCUUACGGUUUUCUUCUUUGUCGUAGCGGCAUUGGUACAUUUUAGUACGCGGCCACCCCCAUUCCUGGAAGUCUAUGGUGGACCUCCCGACUCUGAACAUGAAUACUACUUCAUUGCUCUCUCUGCUAUCGUCAUAGCUGCUUCCAGUUUUCUCAACAGCAGAUUUGAGAAGAGCACCGUACCGCUCCUACUUGUCAUUAUUACCUUGUCCUCGAUGGCGCCAUAUCUCCGAGGGCUCUCUUGGUAUUGGUCAGUUAGGCUUGCUGACGUUCGCUUUGCGUUUGAUCCAUUAUUGCUGGUGCUGUGUAAUUCCAUAGUGGAAACAGCCGUGCAUAAGGUGCAGUCCAUAUGUAUGAUACUCGCUGGCAUGGGUGUCGGCAUGUUGCUACGUACAACUCUUCCGUCUGUAUCUUCCGAGAUACACCUGGUUGCAAGCGCCAUGGCGAUGUGUUUAUUCGCAGGGCUGUGGAUAUACUGGAGAAUGAGCUAUUACCGCAGCCCGGUCGCUAUAGCAUGA